This is a messenger RNA of Periophthalmus magnuspinnatus, 1971 nucleotides long. RefSeq names its product tetratricopeptide repeat domain 23 (gene ttc23). The transcript is spliced from 12 exons. The record is from RefSeq and is a predicted model, not a curated record. Lineage: Eukaryota; Metazoa; Chordata; Actinopteri; Gobiiformes; Gobiidae. The coding region runs from base 277 to 1524 and encodes 415 amino acids. Gene Ontology annotation, molecular function: protein binding.
UGAAGAUUCCUCGCUUCCUGUUUUCUCUUUCUCAGACAGCAGUGACGCAGGAGGAGGAGGUUCAGGACGCACGGUGUGUUGUUGUGGAGAGUGGAGAGUGGAGAGUGGAGCGCGCGUUGCCGAUGGCGAUCCAAACCGUGCGUCAAAGUUUAACUCAAACAAACCGAGGGAUAAAGACCGCAGAGCAUAGCGGAAAACAACACAGCGCAACUGAACAGCGCCUCAAGUGACUCCGCAUAGAAAUAAUAUCCUUGAGUUUCAUAAAGACAUCUGAGAAUGGAGAGCAGCAGUGGAGGGGAGGAGCUGAGUGAAAGUACCUCUCUCCUCCAAACCACCCAGACCCACCCCCUCAUGACUCCAGAGGAAAAACUGCAGCACUACGACAAGUCUGCUCAGACCCAUGAAGACAGCAAACAGUACGAUGCUUGCAUACAGGACCUGGUGCGAUGCUUGGCUUUGGUAAAGCUGGUUUAUGGAAAUAACCAUUUAAAACUGGCCCAAGCCCACAGCCGCUUGGCCAAAGCCUACCUCCAGUUUAAAGAUUGGGCUCUCCAGGCUUUGGACCACGUCUCCUCAGCUCGUCAGGUCCUCAGCCUCUGCUCUGGGGACAGACAGAAGCUCAGACUGUGCCACCUGAACCUCUGCCUCACUCAUGGACAAGCUGCUCUGCUCACUGACAAUGUGUGUGAGGCGGAGACUGUGUUCCUCCAGGCAGAGCAGCUGCUUGGGCCCCUGUGUGAGAGCAGGGCCCUCCUCCAAGAGCAGAGGACCCAGACUGAACUGGAGAUCUGCACCGGCCUCUACAGGGUGUACAGGAGACAGGGUAAGCCCAAGGAUGCUCUGUCUCAGUGUGAGCGCUCCCUGCAGCUGCUGAGGGACAUGAGCCAGGAGGACAGGAGCUGGUCUGUGUACAGAGACAUGUCCCACAUCCAUGAGGACCAGGGGCAUGUGGACACAGCCAUAGACCUAAUGUCCAAAGCCCAUUCCAUCGCUCUGACCCAGACCCCCCCAGAGCAGAGGGAGGGGGCCGCCCUCUCCCACAGACUGGCUCUGCUCAUGUCCACUUCAGCUAACAGCCAGCACAAUGAGAGUGCUGGGGACCACUUUGAGCAGAGCCUGUCCUUGUACCAGAGCAGUGUGGGAGAGGGGGACCCGUCUUACCUCUCUGCUCUGGACGACUACUGCCGUUAUCUGCUCCUGCGAGGCCAACAUGAGAGGUGCAUGGAGCUCCAGAGGGCCUCACUCCCCUCUAAAUGUGCCCAGUUUGGUGAGCUCAGCGCUGGGGUGGCAGACACACUCCAGCUCAUUGCGAGUGUGGAGAUGAACAGAGGACAGCUGAGCCAGGCCUACAGGAGUAUGAGCCAGUGCUUGGAGAUCCAGAGUGUCCUGUUCGGUCCACACCACAAGAAAACCAGAGCGUCUCAGAAGGCAGUGGACAUGUUGGCUUGGACUCCAGAGGUGACUGAGAGACUGCAGAGACGACACCAAAGCAAAGUCCACCUGAGGACAUCUGAGGAUACCUGAGGAUAUCUGAGUACAUCUGAGGACAACUGAAGGACACCCGAGAACAUCUGACGACAACUAAGGGCACCUGAGGGCAAAUGAGGAUAUCGGAGGACAUCUGAACAACCCCUGAGGAUACCUGAGGACAUCAGAAGGACACCUGAGGGCACUUGAGGACAUCUGAGGAGAAUGAGAAAAACUUGUAUGUGUCCUCUAUCUGCAGGUCAAGGCACUGCAACACAGGUUCAGUUGUGAUUGUAAUGCCUCUUUUAAAAAACAGUAAUAGAUAAAUCUCAAAAUAAUAGAUGAUGCACACACUUCCUUUAAGUCUUAGAGUAACUUCCUACAAAAAUGCUACUAUCUAGAUAACAGUAAUAUAUUCUUGUUUAAAAUGAUAAAAGAGCACUGUAAAAAACCAAAAUUGUGUACAUUCAUGUUUUAUUCUCAUUAAAGACAUUCUGAAAUGGC